Messenger RNA from Mugil cephalus (flathead mullet), 1508 nucleotides. RefSeq lists its product as uncharacterized. Bases 132 to 1220 code for a protein of 362 amino acids. The record is from RefSeq and is a predicted model, not a curated record. Gene Ontology annotation, cellular component: cytoplasm. The transcript is spliced from 3 exons. Gene Ontology annotation, molecular function: NAD+ poly-ADP-ribosyltransferase activity. Lineage: Eukaryota; Metazoa; Chordata; Actinopteri; Mugiliformes; Mugilidae.
UGUGUAUGAGGAUGUGUUCAGACUUUUGAUUCAUAAAACCAGAUUUAUGUUGCUGUUUGCAGGACCAAGCGACCGCACGUUUCAACCGUGUUUUAAGAAGCACCAAAGUUAUUUGACACAGGCACAUCAACAUGAGCGGGUCACAGUACCAGUGGGCUGAAGAUGACUUUCUGCCAGCAGGGGCAGUUCGGAUGACCCGACAACCAGAUAAUAAUAAAACAUAUGUCAUGUACCAUGGAACCACUAAAGCCAAUGCUCAGAGUAUCUUGGCCUCUGGCUUUCAACAGUCAGCAGAUGGCAUGCUUGGUCGCGGCGUCUACCUCAGCAGAGAUCUGCAGAAAGCGAGCCGCUAUCCUAUUGGUCACCCCGUGUUUGACAGGGUCGUCAUUAAGGUUGUGGUCAACGUGGGAAAUGUGAUUUCCAUCAAUCGUCAAAACCACCCAUAUCAGAAGACUUGGCAUGACCACGGAUACGACACUGCCUGGGUGCCACCCAAGUGUGGAAUGGUGAAGAGUGGUUUGGAGGAGGAUUGUGUCUGGGAUCCCAAACGAAUCCAGAUCCAGCAAGUCAUGAAACCAACCCAAACCCAGCCAGGAAUCUCGAUCAUGAAUCUCCUUGAAUUACUUCGACUCGAGAUACACAGGCACAUCAACAUGAGCUACGGGUCACAGUAUCAGUGGGAUGAAGAUGACUUUCUGGCAGCAGGGGAAGUUCGGAUGCUUGAAGAACCUGCUGAAGACAAAACAUAUGUCAUGUACCAUGGAACAACCAGGGCCAAUGCUCAGAGGAUCUUGGCCUUUGGCUUUCAUCGGUCGGCAAAUGGCAUGCUUGGUCCUGGUGUCUACCUCAGCAGAGAUCUGCAGAAAGCGAGCCGCUAUCCUAUUGGUCACCCCUUUUUUGACAGGGUCGUCAUUAGGGUUUCGGUCAACGUGGGAAAAGUGAUUGCCAUCGAUCAUCAAAACCACCCUCAUCAGAAGAAUUGGCAUAACCACGGAUACGACACUGCCUGGGUGCCACCUGACUGUGGAAUGGUGAAGAGCGGCUUGGAGGAGAAUUGUGUCUGGGAUCCCAAACGUAUCCAGAUCCAGAAAGUCAUUAAACCAAGCCGAACCCCAAUCUCACUCGAGAGUGCCAUUGAAACAAUUCCGCUCGAGUGGAUAUACAGACCAGGCCAAAAUCCGUACGUCUGUCCAUGUUGUGGACAAGUCUUCAUGAUGUGACUACGGAUACGACACUGCCUGGGUUCCGACUGUGGAAUAGUGAAGAAUGGUUUGGAGAAGGAUUGUGUCUGGGAUCCCAAAUGAAUCCAGAUCCAGAGUAUCAUCAAACCAGUCCCAACCUAGUACUAAUCUGGAUGUGGUGCACAAGGCUACAUGUAAACUCCAUGAGGGGUUACUCGUUCAUUUUGUACGUUCAGAUAUAUUGUCAUAUAUUUGGAUAAUGAAUAAAUGACAAUCUAUUUUUAAAAUGCCAUUGUAACAUGAAAAAUAAACAAAUCAAGAAUCUGA